This is a messenger RNA of Trypanosoma rangeli, 1644 nucleotides long. RefSeq names its product putative chromatin binding protein. The coding region runs from base 1 to 1644 and encodes 547 amino acids. The record is from RefSeq and is a predicted model, not a curated record. The transcript has a single exon. NCBI's taxonomy places the organism in Eukaryota, Euglenozoa, Kinetoplastea, Trypanosomatida, Trypanosomatidae.
AUGGAAGAGCCGUCGCGCAAUCAGCAUGACCCUGCUGCUCACACCCCAUCCACACACGUUGUUAUUGCCGUCUGUGGCUGCGGCAAUGACGGCCGUCUCGGUUUAGGGACACUUGAGUCAAAAAGCCGCAUUACACUUGUUCCCUUCUUCUUGGGGACUGUCCUGCGGGAGGGCCAUAACAACGCGGCGGAUAUGAAUGGUUCCGGGGAGCCAUUGGGCACCAUCCUUGCUGUGCGCGUCGGCGGGUACCAUAACUUUGCCAUCACCACGACGGGUGUCUAUGGUUGGGGGCUAAACGAACACGGCCAGCUUGGUUUGGGGCGCGGCUCUGCGUCAUCUGUGCCGCUUCCCACCCGUAUCCCUUUCUUUGACGAGGAAACCGUCAUAGACAUCCAGUGUGGCGCCUAUCACACUUUUGCAUGGACGAAGAAGGGACUUUUUGUGUGUGGCAAAAACAGUGAUGGUCAGCUUGGCCUGCUGGACGAGGGCGAUCACCUCUCAUUUACGACGUUGCUGACGGCAGCGCAAGCCAACAACAGUAAUGUCAGGGAGAGUGAUGAAAUCGGUGAGUGCCGUUUGAUUCAACAGGGUCAGUUGACGCAUGUGAGCUGCGGGACGCAUCAUACGCUUCUUGCCUUCCGUGAUGUCGUGGUGGUGAGGGAAGACAACGGCGAGGUGCAGCGACAGCAAGCGCCUCCGCCAAAGUGCUACCCGCUUCUUAUCGCAGCGGCAGGGAAGGGGGAUUUUGGUGAGCUUGGCUACGACGGAGAUGCGUGGUCUGUAUUACAGGCGAAGACAAAAACGAUGCAGUAUGCAUUGAGUCAUGGUUUGCAGAAGCAGCAGGAAGAAACCGAUUCGGACGCCCGUAUUCGGAUUUGUAUGGAGAAGAAAUGGAAGGCAGUGAAACCUCGUCGAGCCCUUUUUUCCUCUUUGCACUUCCAACCGGUACUUUUUCCCAUCCUACUUGAUCAAAUGGUGGCACCACCGGCCACGUGUUAUCGCGAAAUUCUGAGCCUUCAUGCGAUGCACCUGCAUUCCGCAGCGAUUCUGCGAGAACGUACUUAUACUGAGAAUCAAUCUGGAAACGCCGGUCGCAUUCGAACCUUCCAUUGGGGCUGUUACUACUGCAAUGUUCCCGAAGAUGACGCCUCUUCUAUUCCACGUGAAGAUGAGAAGGAGGGAGUCUUUCUGCACGCGGGCAAUGAGACACUGUUCCGCUACACCACUACUCCCCCCGCAGAGGUGGAGGUGAUGGGGAGCGGCAUGCUUGGGCUGGGCGAAGAGGACUCGUUGGUGACGUCCUGGACCCCGUUACCGCUACCACACGGAGCGAAAAACCUUUGCAUCCGAGCCAUUACAGGGAGGGAACAUUACCUCAUUCUGCUAGAAAACACACUUGUUGUUGGCUUUGGUGAUAAUAUGCAUGGGCAACUCGGGGUUGGGGAGUCGCAGGAUGUCGUGCUGUGCCCUACUGUUCUUCUUCGAACUGGUGAUGAGAUGGAAACUGCUACGCCGUUUGCCGGGGGGUGUCGAUGGAAGGUACAGUCUAUUCGCGAUGCUGCAUGUGGGGUGCGUCAUUCGGUGUAUCUUGUGGAGAUUUGUUGUUUGUCCACCACAGAUGUCACUUCUGCACCGCAAGCAUAG